AUGUCUUCCAACCCCAACCAGAACACCAACCCUCACAUCGACGACCGUGACGCCCAGCCGCAGCCGGGUUUGAUCGCCGGACACGCCGAGUACAUCAAGGGCGCUGCUGAGGCCGCAAUCGGCAACAUCACCGGCUCCCACGCCUGGACCACCUCAGGCGAGCAAGACAAGGCGCACGCCAAGGCCUCGCUACAAAAGGCGUCCGAGAGCCGCGACCCAGCCGCGAGCGGGUACGGAUCGGUCGAGGAGACGGCGGGCAAGCUCACCGGCUGCGAGUGGAUGAAGAAGGAGGGCGCGGCGUCCAAGAGUCAUCAUGAGUAA
Molecule: messenger RNA, 321 nt
Organism: Sordaria macrospora k-hell
Lineage: Eukaryota; Fungi; Ascomycota; Sordariomycetes; Sordariales; Sordariaceae
Source: RefSeq, a predicted model, not a curated record